AUGGGUUUGGAUCCGGAGUUGGAAGAAGAGGCCCAGACUUUGGUGAAGUCGACCGUGAACUUUGUUUCAGAAGUUCUGGGCGAUGAAGAUGACAUCCCAGAAGCAGCUGAACUUCGUAAGCAGCGAAGUCAGAUUGACAUUUGUCGAAAAGAGACGGAGGAGCUUUUGACCAAAGCAGACUCGAUCUCCACCAUAUCUGCCUUAAAGCUCGCUUUGCAAUUGGUGGAGAUGCUCCUUUUUCUGACCGUGAAGACAGAACUUGCUGGUCAAUGUGCGACGUCCUCGUAUUUGACCAGCUGGAGACAACAGAGCGUCAUGUCUCGAAUUGGUGAAAUCCUUUGGACCGUGAAGGACGCAUUGGAAUUGGCACGUGAUUUGGAGGACCGUGAACUGGAGGCCAUGUCUCUAAAGGCAUUGGCACGCGUGCAUCUCAGCCGAGUGAAGGAACCUGAUGCGCCAAUGGCUGCCGUCAACGAAGCCUCCAAGGCGUUGGAAGUCUUCAAGUCUCUGGGGGAUCAGGAGAUCGCAAAGCACACGAGACUUCAUGCAGGAAUAUUGUUUGUUCUUGGUGACGCUCAACUCAGCAAGGCGCUCAAGUCACCCUUCAGUCAGGCGAGAGAAGAGGCUCUCGAGGCUGCGGCAGCGACCAUGCGGGAAGCCACUGAGGUCUACGAGAAGCUGGAAGACACCAAGUGGAAGGGUCGAGCAAUGCUCGGCACUGCUUUGGCUCUUGUAGGUUUGGAGGAUGAGGAUCAGCAGAUGGAUGGUGAGAGGCUUGCAGAGGAUGCUAAGGACCUUUUCCAUGAUGCAGGAGAGUUGGACAUGGAAGUGGUUGCUGUGAUGCUCAUCGUCAAGUGUCGUGUAACCACCUCUGGCUUAGACUGUGCCCUACUCUCUGCAGAGGACGCAGCUGAAGACUGGAAAGAAGAAGGUGGAAGGCCCGAGCACGUUGCCAUCGCGCUUCAUACAGCAGCGACCAUCCACUUCCAAUUGAAGGAAGGGCUCGACAGGGCAGCACAGUUUUGUGCAGAGGCUCUGGAGCUCUUUCGGGCUGCUGGUUGGCGCCGGGCAGAGACAGCGGUGCUGCAGACAUACUGCCGAGUGGAGUCCCUGAAUCUGAACUUCGACAAGAGCAUCAAGUGCGCAAAAGAGGCGGUGAUGAACUACCGAGACAUGAAGGACACGCGAGGUGAAGCAGAGGCUCUUGCUUAUCAGGCAGAAGCCGCACUUAGCAAACUCAAUACCGAGGAGAACACCCUUCCGACAGCAGAAGCUCAAGCUUUGGCUGAUGAGGGCAAGGAGUGCUCCGAUAAGUCAAGAGAGAUGUUCAUAGAACUCGGUGACAAAGAGGGGCUACAAAUCGUGGAUGAGGUCACAUUUGUUUCCACCAAUGUGGCUGUGGAGAAGUACUGCGAGGCAACUCCACCAACUCGCAUGAUUACCACCUUGAAGUCAGACGGCCAUGGCGCUCAAGAGGAGGUUGCUGAAGGAUGGCCGCUGCGUGGGCCCAGUGCAGUACAUGUGAGACCGGUGAGACCGGUGAGACCGCUGAAUCACAGCGCUUUGAGGCGAGGACAUCAAUGCGAUGACACAUUUGUCCUGUUAUUUUUGUUGGAGAUGGACGAAGUGGAAAAUCAUACCUUGCUUCUUGCUUGGUUGAAGCAGAGGACGGACUUAAAAGGAACAGUGCGCCGUGCGGGCGACGCCUUUGUUUCCAGCGACUCCGCUGAGUCAGUUACCGAAGGGAUCGACAUAGUGGCAGUGCCUCUGAACCGAAUCUCAACGCAGGCUGGCCCAGAUGAGCACCUGUUGGUGAUGGAUUGUGAGGGUGGCAACAAUGCUCUGGCUGCAAUCCGAACUUUGGUCAACGUCUUCGGUUUGUUGCUCGGGAGCCAGGUGGUUUUUGUGGCCAACGGCAUGGCUACUGAGCAGGCCCUGCAGACUCUGGGCAUGUCUUUGGCUGCACGCUCACUGGUGCGACUAGAAGAAGGUUCUCAGCUCCCAAAGCAGGAGCUCGUGUUUGUGGUGAACAAAAACACGCUUCGCUACGAGGGUUCAGCCCUUGAGAAGAUUUUGGAGCAAAAGUUUGAUGAUGCUGGUCGUCAGGAGCUUCGAGACACCGUCAGGGAAUGCUUCCCAGAGAGGAGCUUUUUCACAGUUCCUCUAAUGGGCAUGCCCGCUUUCGACGACAACCUCAAGUCCUUGAGAGAACACCUUGUGAAUCGUAGAAAAAACCUGCAGAUGGGCGGCAUGCCAGUGGCUGGAAGGCAGCUGGCAGGAGUCAUGGAGCUCAUCGUCGCGGAGAUGAAGAAGUCCGAAGAAAUCAGUGUCCCUUCCAUGAACAGGUACGUCAUUUACGAAGGUUUUCUGAUGCCGUUGAUCCAUGACCUGAUGGAGCUGGGCCGAGAACAGAUGCCCGAGCUGGAGGACUACGACCCUGCCUUGGCAAAGAGGAAUCCCACCCCAGCUCUGCUGCAGCGGUUUGAUGAGUCUUGUGCCCAUAUUCGUCACUCCGGGCUCAAAGAUGAGGCGAGACAACAGCUCGAAAUGAAGCUUCGAGACUCGUGGCAGUGGGUUGAGGCCAAAAACGAGGCCUUUGGAAAUGAAGUCUGUGACACAGUCCAAGAAACACGAGAGCUGGAAAUCAGCCGGUCCAAGUCUGUGGUUGGUGGUGCUGGGCUGCUCAAAGAUGUCGUUGUGACUAAGCAGCUCUGCCGAGAGGAAGGGCGGACAGUUCUGUACAGAAAAAAAGGUGGGCAACCCGAGGCUUUGCCGUGGAAAUCCCAUGGAACCACGGUGACAAGAACGGUGGAGUGGUCCUUUGACACUCUACCCCCGAGCUGCAAAGGCUUGUUACGCAAAGCAAGUCCCAAUAGCCUCAGAGCUAUGCUGCGGGUCAUCAGCUGGGACCGGCAGCCACGGGUUUGUGUGGUCCAAGAUGGUCACUUCCUUUGGUUCGACGAACAAACUGCCUCAGGAAAAAAGGGACAAGCCAAGGGUUGCAUCAAUUUUCUGAUGCAUAAGGCGUCGGUACGGAGGGACGAACGAAACCCUGCUGCCUUCAUAAUUUCGCCCGCAGAACCCCAAGGUUGGCAUGAUCCUUCGUCUUUCACUGGAAAUGCAUUUCGUUCCUUUUUCUUCGAUGCCAGCGAAUCAGAAGUCGCCUGUGCACACUGGGUUUCCACCAUCGCCGAGAACAUACGUUUUGCGAAUCUGGCAGCCGAACAACUUGGUGCCGAGUUGUUCAGACAGGUGAGGGUUUUCAAACCGAGCUGGGACGACUUGGAGUAG
Molecule: messenger RNA, 3291 nt
Organism: Cladocopium goreaui
Lineage: Eukaryota; Dinophyceae; Suessiales; Symbiodiniaceae
Source: the annotation of a GenBank genome assembly